UGAUGAGUUAGUGUAGCUCUGCGUUCGAUAGCUUUAGCCUGCCUGUGGUUGCUCACUGUCGCUUCUAAGUGUAGUUGGAAUACAGUCCCCUGCUAGCAAGGGCCCUAGCUGCCAUGCAAUUUUAGCCUUAUUAAGUACAAUUUUUGAUCACUUGAGCCCACACUGUCUCAAACCAUGGCAGACGACGAGUUACAGGCAAUUAGACAGCAACGAAUGGCUGAACUCCGGGCAAAGCACGGGGAUUCCUCAAAGAAUCAGCAAGUGGAGGAGGCCAAACAAAGAGAGGCAGAUAUGAGGAAUUCCAUAUUGUCCCAAAUUCUAGACCAGUCGGCUCGAGCCAGGUUGAACAGUCUUGCUUUGGUGAAGCCAGAGAAGGCAGUUUUGGUUGAGAAUUAUCUCAUUCAAAUGGCCCAGUGUGGAUCCCUAGCAGGAAAGAUAUCAGAUUCAGGCUUGGUCGAGAUCCUAGAAAAAGUCAGAAAGCAAACAGAGAAAACGACAACAGUCAAAUUCAACAGGAGGAUGGUGAUGGACUCAGAUGAGGACGAUGAUUAGCACCUGAGCGAGAGCUGUCGAUUGAACCAAGAAAUGAAAUGGAUAUGUUUCACUGGCGUUUGACCAGUGUGCUUUUGCCAGCAUUCUGGAAUGCUGCACUCGUUUCUGUGUGUCUCUGGAAAAGAAACACCAGGAGGGGACAACGAUAAGAUGGAAUUCAUAAAUUGGUUAAAAAGACACUGGAUAGAAUACAUACCGUGUCCAACAUGUUUGCUUGCGGUUUCAUUAUUAUUUACUGUACCAUACACCCUUUGAAUUCCUGACAGCACAUGACUGUUAUACACCCUUGCUCAGUUUUGGAGUUACUUUUUUUCCCUGUGGUUCCAUGGUUUGACAUGUUCACUCAAGAAGCUCGGGAAGGGAGAGAUGGUUUGCAACUUUUGAUGCAUUAUAGAGCUCAUUGUUCUCCAUUCUGCUCCAACGUUGUUCUUCAUGCGCCAACACAAUUCGGAUGUUGCACUUGUAUAUCUUUUUUGCAAACAUAUAUCAUAAAUGUUUACAAAUAAUGAAGACAAAAAUGACCUUGAGUUCAGGUGUGUUUCAGCUAUUAGUUGUCUCUUAUUCUUAAAUUAUGCUGUUUGCUUCAUUUGGCCUGAGAGGAAGAAUACAUGUUAGCCUCAGAUGUAUUUAUAAACAUCAAAUUUCGCAUUUUCAUAUCCAAAAUGUAAACAUUUACUUUCUAAAUGGAAUUGUUGCGAUUGUAGCAGCCAUUGUUUAUAAUUUCCGUCUUAAAAUAUUAGAUAAAAGGCCAGUGCAGACUAGUUUUCAAAAUAAAAUGCU
This is a messenger RNA of Corythoichthys intestinalis (scribbled pipefish), 1332 nucleotides long. RefSeq names its product programmed cell death 5 (gene pdcd5). Gene Ontology annotation, molecular function: DNA binding. The record is from RefSeq and is a predicted model, not a curated record. Bases 175 to 552 code for a protein of 125 amino acids. Gene Ontology annotation, cellular component: nucleus; cytosol. Lineage: Eukaryota; Metazoa; Chordata; Actinopteri; Syngnathiformes; Syngnathidae. The transcript has 6 exons.